Messenger RNA from Magnolia sinica, 994 nucleotides. Its product is annotated as transcription factor MYB4-like. The transcript is spliced from 3 exons. Bases 114 to 911 code for a protein of 265 amino acids. The record is from RefSeq and is a predicted model, not a curated record. Lineage: Eukaryota; Viridiplantae; Streptophyta; Magnoliopsida; Magnoliales; Magnoliaceae.
AGGUGAGAAGCUAUAGCUUUCUUUCGUUGGAUGAUCUGCGUGGAUUUCUUCAUUCAUCCUCUCUCUCUCUCUCUCUCUCUCUCUCUCUCUCUCUACUUGAAGUAAUAGAGAAGAUGACGCACAAGACGGAAAACAGCGCUUUAAAGAAGAAGAUGAACAAGGGAGCUUGGACAGCUGAAGAAGACCAAAAGCUCGCUAAUUACGUGAAAACUCAUGGAGAUAAGAAAUGGAGAUCUCUCCCAGCUAAAGCAGGUUUGAACAGGUGUGGCAAGAGCUGCAGGUUGAGAUGGCUGAAUUAUCUUAGACCCGGAAUUAAAAGAGGCAAUAUUUCAGAAGAUGAAGAGGAUCUGAUUAUCCGACUCCACAAUUUGAUUGGAAAUAGGUGGUCCCUGAUCGCUGCGAGGCUACCAGGCCGGACCGAUAAUGAAAUCAAGAACCAUUGGAAUACUAAUUUGAGCAAAAAAUCUCUAACCAUCAACGAACUAAACUGGAAGUUAAACCAAAAACACCAGAUUAACGUUGAUGGCCCACCAACAUUGCCUACCACAGAUGGCUUGGAUUUGGCGGUGACUACGGACGUAAAAUGGGUCGAGAUUUUGCACCCCAGAGACGAACCCAAGGGCUCAGAUGACGCCCAGGUCGCCAGAAGGCCGUGGAAUGAAUGGUACGAUGAGGAUUUCUUGGACGUUGAGGGGCUCUUUGACUUUCCGGAAUCUGAUCCACAAGUUGGAGUACAAGGCCAUUAUUUGAAAGGUUUGGAUGUGUGUCAAGAUCUGUCGAGUACCGGAGUACUAGGAUCUAAUGGCCAAUGUUUCGAUCAGCAGAUCACGGACAACCAGCUUGAUUUUGACACGUUGACAAGGUUACUGGAGCAUGGAGAUGAUGUAUUUGGCUAUUUGUCUAAGUGGUAGUUUUACCAAACGACCCCACUCUUGUACUUGAUUAUAUAAUAACAUGAUCUUGCUUGUAAAACUUCGCUGGGGCAUUUGCCUUU